Messenger RNA from Haliotis rubra (blacklip abalone), 2882 nucleotides. Its product is annotated as BTB/POZ domain-containing protein 6-like. The transcript is spliced from 4 exons. Gene Ontology annotation, molecular function: protein binding. Gene Ontology annotation, biological process: neurogenesis. Lineage: Eukaryota; Metazoa; Mollusca; Gastropoda; Lepetellida; Haliotidae. Gene Ontology annotation, cellular component: cytosol. The coding region runs from base 1115 to 1693 and encodes 192 amino acids. The record is from RefSeq and is a predicted model, not a curated record.
UCUUGAGUUCCCAAUAUAUCGCAAUACGUAUCGCAACACGGAUAUCAGGAAUAGCAAUAUAUUGCAAUACAGUUUAAUUGUCAAUACACAGGCCUAAUUUCAGAGCAUUAGAGGACGGGCUUACUUCACCUUGGAAGUAACGAUUUAAAAUUACACAAUUUAAAGUCCAGUACGCAAGUGCGUGACAUAUAUAAACAGUCGAUUUCGGAGCAUCAGUGGACGGGCUUAAGCCUGGUGUCAUCACUGAUUUUCAGUGUGCCAACCCUAUAGAUUUUAUAUCUCCUUUGUCCUUCAGACAACAUAGAAUCUGCCCAAAUCGUUGUAAUCCCUUAAAGAGACGUUGUAUAUAUCCUUUCUAGCAUUACCGAAUACUACACUAGCAAUAAGAGCUCGUACAGUUAGGACGGCAAGGUGUCUAACAAACUCUAACUGUUAUAAUAAACAAUAUCGUUGUACUUGAUCAGAAGUUUCCCAGAUAUGUCUGUUCAGUGUGAAGUUGGUGACCAAUCCUGAUUUAUACUCCAGUUAAGCACAUCUGUGACGUGUUUUGACAACAUAUAUCAAAAUAAUAUUAUAUUUUGCAAACGCAAUGCAGAGAUAAUGUAAAGGAGUACAGCCAACAGCACAAGAUUAUAUUUUAUAAUGCAUUUGAAUACAAUAAAGUCAACCAUGUGUACUGGCAUGGAUAAACCAUGCAAGUCAACUACAAACAUAUUUACUCGUCCACCUUUUGUAUGAUGAACAUUUCUGUCAUUUUAUAUUUGUGCAUUUCUGGGUUUAUGAAGAAUUUGUAACUUGCCAUGAUACAGAAAUAGCCAUCCAUUUUAGUGCUUUGUUUAUUUGUUUGUGUGAAGUUAAUGUAUUUCGUAUUGUAGUCGUGUAACAAAGGCCACCGUCGUAAACAGAAAUGAAUAACAGCAACAAAACCCUUCCAACAUCCUCAAAUUUGCCAUAAGAAUGGCUGCUGCAAGCACCCAACCAACUGGGUUUGUUGACAACUGGCAAGCUGGGAAGACCCUGGCUGAAUGUAAUCUGCGCAUGUUCCAUGCGGAAGAUUCGUGUGACGUCACUUUCAGAGUGGGAAGUUCUGGUGAUGUGAUCAAGGCCCACCGUUAUGUGCUCAUUAGCAGAAGUUGUGUGUUCCACGCCAUGUUUACUGGCCCCCCUGGCGGAGAAAUCCGACGUCAGUGUUCUGGAAAUAGAGCCGACUCACUUCAGGCAGUUUCUGUUAUACCUUUAUACCGACAACGCAGAUAUUGACGCCGACAACGCCACGGGUCUUCUGUACGCAUCCAGAAAGUAUGACAUCACCGCCUUAGAGUUAAAGUGUCUAAAUUUCUUGAAGAUCAACCUUACUGUUGACAACGCCUGUGUGAUCUUGGAGGCCGCUCAUCGUUUCGAUGAUAUCCAAUUGUACCAGGAGGCCUUGACCUUAGUGAAAAACGAAGGUGAAACGUCAUUGCAGACAUCAGGAUUUCUGGCGCUGAGUCAAGUAUUCGUGGAUAAGAUCGUUGAGUCGGAUGACCUUGCGGCACGGGAACACGUGGUCUUCAAUGCAGUGAACAGCUGGGCAGAAGCAGAGUGUGGACGUCAGGGAAGGGAGGUAACUCCUCAUGCCAAGAAAUCCAUCCUUGGGGAAACUUUAAUAAAGAUACAGAACAGAAACAUUGCCCUGUGUACGCAAUGCGAGUAGACAUAGUAUUUCUUUCUCAUCCAACAAAGAUGUGAUGCUGCUUGGUUAUCAACUGUAUGGCCCCCAUACGCCAUCUGGUGUGUCUUUUUACACUGUUACGUCCUACUUGGGCAACGAAGAUACAGAUACGAACUCGAUGAUUCAUGAUGCCAAGAAAUAUGAGGUUAAAGACGACACGUUUGAUGUGUUGUGGGAGAAGCCGGUUGCCAUCAGUGCCAAUCAGUGGUUCACUUUGGAAGUGGAGAUACAAGGACAUUACACGCGUUGUGGAACAGGAGGGCGUGAGCAGGUGGUAUGUGACGUGGAGAAUGUGACGUUCUACUUCAGGAAUUCCAAUCAAAUCAUAAAUGGUACACGUGUAACGCAGGGACAGAUACCAUCUCUCAUAUAUUGUCUUACUUGAACCUGAACUGCAAUCGUUGUACAAAUACAGCUCUUUCAACAUAACAGCAUGUCAUUGCAGUAAUAUGUACAUUUCAUCAAAUGUAAUCACCCUAUGAGCAAAUGUAAACAGAAAGCUAUUAAAAGUUACACGAACAGGUAGAUACCUAUCCUGAAUUCUGGGACAGAAUAUUAUCAUGUGCAUCCGCUGAUUGAUGUAAGAGUCGACAUUAUAGAUCCAAUCGUAAUGUUGCGAUGUCCACUGAACAAUGUAUCCUUUGACAAUCAGUGCCGAACAAGGGCAUAAAAUCUUGGUUUCCAGCGUCCAAAGGUCCAGCGACUACUAUUCCUGAGGAAUGAACGACAGAGGAGUGUACCAGUGUUCGGGUCGACAUAUAUAACGUUUAUAACGAGCUCAAGGGACCACCAAGUCUUGUUCGUCAUCGCCUUAGUGAUUUCUGUUAAUUUUAGUUCGUCAUCAGUGUCUCAUCACCGUAGUUCGUUACCACUAAUUAAUACAGAACAUGUUACUCUGCAUGCAAGAAAAAGCGCUAUAGAACGAUAGACCUGUGUGGAAAUCCUGAAAGUACUUAUAUUAUCAACGGUCAUGUGAACAGCUUAUAGCCUGAAGCUCAAAGGCCAAGUUGGACUGUGAACAAUAUUGUGAUGUGGACAGUGUAUGGAAGUCUGUUGCGGAAAUGUUAUCACCAUCAGGAGCAGGAUGUGUUUGAACUUUGAAUCACGUUCGUGUGUUGGUUGUGCAAGGUCCAAUGAUAGUAAUGUUGAAUUAAAUGCUUUGUGGCUUGUA